AUGAAUUUUAUGUAUCAGAGACCAGGAAUAGGCAAAAGGGCCUCUGAGGAGGAUGACUCGGAUGCCUGGUAGGGAGGAGCAGACGCUGACUAUGCGGAUGGGUGUGAAGCCAAAGUAGUAGAAGUAGCAGAAGAGGAGGAAGUAGCUGAUGUUGAGGAAGAAAAAGCUGAGGAUGACGAGGACGAUGAGGAUGGUGAUGAGGUGGAGGAAGAGGCUGAAGAGCCCUCCGAAGAGGCCACAGAGAGAACCACCAGCAUUGCCACCACCUCCACCACCACCGCUGAGUCAGUGGAAGAGGUGGUUAGAGAGGUGUGCUCAGAGCAAGCAGACGGGCCUGGCAGAGCAAUGAUCUCCCGCUGGUACUUUGAUGUGACCGAAGGGAAGGUGCCCCCCUUCUUUUACGGCGGAUGCGGCGGCAACAGAAACGACUUUGACACUGAAGAAUACUGCAUGGUGGUCUGUGGCAGCGUCAUGUCCCAACAUUUACUCAAGGCUACCCAGGAACCUCUUCCCCAAGAUGCUGUUAAACUUCCUACUACAGCAGCCAGCACCCCUGACGCCGUUGACAAGUAUCUGGAGACCCCUGGAGAUGAGAACGAACACGCCCACUUCCAGAAGGCCAAGGAGAGGCUUGAAGCCAAACACCGGGAGAGAAUGUCCCAGGUCAUGAGAGAAUGGGAAGAGGCAGAACGUCAAGCAAAGAACUUGCCCAAAGCUGAUAAGAAGGCAGUUAUCCAGCAUUUCCAGGAGAAAGUGGAGUCCCUGGAACAGGAAGCCGCCAAUGAGAGACAGCAGCUGGUGGAGACCCACAUGGCCAGAGUGGAAGCCAUGCUCAACAACCGCCGCCGCCUGGCUCUGGAGAACUACAUCACUGCCCUGCAGGCUGUUCCUCCCCGGCCCCACCAUGUAUUCAACAUGUUAAAAAAGUAUGUGCGCGCAGAGCAGAAAGACAGACAGCACACCCUAAAACACUUUGAACAUGUGCGCAUGGUGGAUCCGAAGAAAGCUGCUCAGAUCCGGUCCCAGGUGAUGGCACACCUGCGUGUGAUUUACGAACGGAUGAACCAGUCCCUGUCCCUGCUCUACAAUGUCCCGGCAGUCACCAAGGAGAUUCAGGAUGAAGUCGAUGAACUGCUUCAGAAAGAGCAAAAUUACUCCGAUGAUGUCCUGGCCAACAUGAUCAGCGAAACAAGAAUCAGUUACGGAAAUGAUGCACUUGUGCCAUCUUUGACUGAAACGAAAACCACUGUGGAGCUUCUUCCUGUGAAUGGGGAGUUCAGCCUGGAUGACCUCCAGCCCUGGCAUCCUUUUGGGGUUGAGCCUGUUGAUGCCCGCCCUGCUGCCGGCCGAGGACUGACUACCGGACCAGGCUCCGGGCUGACCAAUAUUAAGACGGAGGAGAUCUCAGAAGUGAAGACGGACACAGAAUUCCAACAUGAUUCAGGAUACGAAGUUCGUCAUCAAAAAUUGGUAUUCUUUGCUGAAGACGUGGGUUCAAACAAAGGUGCAAUCAUGGGACUCGUGGUGGGUGGUGUUGUCAUAGCAACCAUGAUUGUCAUCACCCUGGUGAUGCUGCAGAAGAAACAGUACACGUCCAUCCACCACGGUGUGGUAGAGGUGGACGCUGCCGUGACCCCAGAGGAGCGCCACCUCUCCAAAAUGCAGCAGAACGGCUAUGAAAAUCCAACUUACAAGUUCUUUGAGCAGAUGCAGAACUAGCCCCACCACCACAGCAGCCUCUGAAGUUGGACAGCCAAACCACUGCUUCACUGCCCAUCGACGUUUCUUCAUAGAGUAACGUGGAAACAAACAAUCCCUUCUGUUUUAUUAUUUACUCAUGAUCGCCUUCUCACAGCCGCGCUGUAACCCAAGUAGAUGCCUGAACUUGAAUUAAUAUACAAAUCAGUCCUGUAUUCUCUCUUUACAUUUUG
This is a messenger RNA of Echinops telfairi (small Madagascar hedgehog), 1931 nucleotides long. RefSeq names its product amyloid-beta precursor protein-like. Gene Ontology annotation, cellular component: early endosome; membrane raft; plasma membrane. Lineage: Eukaryota; Metazoa; Chordata; Mammalia; Afrosoricida; Tenrecidae. Gene Ontology annotation, molecular function: signaling receptor activator activity; serine-type endopeptidase inhibitor activity; signaling receptor binding. The record is from RefSeq and is a predicted model, not a curated record. Gene Ontology annotation, biological process: central nervous system development; axonogenesis.